AUGACUACUGAGCUGACUCCAAGGCAGCUGAAGCAAUUAGAGAAACAAAAUAGACGCAAAAAAUAUGCAGAUUUAGCCAUCCAAGGUACAAAUAACUCGUCCAUUGCCUCUAAGAGAUCCGUCGAGGUCCUAUAUCUAUCCAAAUUAAGCGAGAAUGACAGAAGCACUCAAGCAAAUGAGUAUUUCAAAUAUUUUGUGAAAAAAACACCUAAACGCUCUCCUUGCAUUAACCGCGGUUAUUGGUUGAGAUUACAUGCAAUACGAUCAAGAUUAGACUCAAUUGUUGAAGCAACGCAAAAGAAAAUUGUUGUAGUGAAUUUAGGAUGCGGGUUUGAUCCUUUGCCUUUCCAACUCCUUGACCCAAAUAAUGAGGCAAGCCGCAAAUACUCUGGAAGAGUUCGGUUCUUAGACUUGGAUUAUCCAGACCUUAUCAGUAAAAAAGUGCAAAUUAUAAAGCAAAAUGAUGAGCUCACCAACAUUCUUGGUCCAGAGUGUGACGAGCUUUCUGAUGCCGUGAAGUUCGGUACUGUGAAUUAUAUCGCCGCGCCUUGCAACCUCAACUACUUAGAAACUUUCAAAAAGGACAUCGUUCCUUUCGGCUUGGAUGACCCAGAACUCAUCAAAGUAUUUGUUGCCGAGGUUUCCCUGGCUUAUAUGAAACCUGAGCGUGCUGACGAUAUUAUAAAGCUAUGUGGUGAGCUACCUAACUCCCACUUUCUAAUGCUUGAACAACUCAUUCCAGAAGGCGAAAAUGAACCGUUCUCUAAGCAGAUGUUGAAGCAUUUUCGAAAGAAUGAUUCUCCGCUGCUCAGUGUCCUUCAGUAUAAAACAUUACAGUCACAGAGAGAACGAUUUAGCAAAUUGGGCUUUCCAAACAUAAAUGCAGGCGAUAUGUUCAAACUUUGGGAAUCAGUCGAUGUAGAGCAAAGGCUGAAAGUGAAAUAUUUGGAGCUUUUUGAUGAAUUAGAGGAGUUCCACCUCUUUUGUCACCAUUACAUCAUAUGCCACGCUACUAAUGAUACCGGUUUCGCUUUCGAUGGCACUUACAAGUUCACUCCCUCAAAGUCUAUUCGCUCUUUGGAGAUUCUAACUGAAGCAAAGUUUCAGAUAUUAGAAUCCUCAUUAGCAAGGAAGUUUGGUGCUGCUGCUCAGGACAAAUUAGUUUUGUAUUUUGGAGGCAGUAGUCCAGCUAGACUGAAUGAACUAAUCGAAGUAGAUGUUGACACGGGAAAUUACAUACCAUUGGACACUGGCGAAGCUCCACCCGUAAGGAUGUGCCAUACUUUAACAAGUCUAGGCAGCAGCCAAGAAUUCAUGAUGAUCGGCGGGAGACAAAGUCCCAAAGACGGGUAUACUGAUACGUGGGUGUUUAAUAUGGGCUCCAAUCUCUGGAGGCAAGGGCCUUCGCUUCCCGAAUCAAGAUAUAGACACGCCGCCUGUCUCAUUGAGAACCAAAUUCUUGUGUUUGGAGGGUCUACAACAGGAAGUCCAUUUUUGACUUACGAUCCAGUCCAACAGACUUUCGAAACUCCUGACCACAAUCUUGAUCUUGACCGACCUUUGAUAUCGGCUGCAAUGGAUUACAACCACGAAGCUCAGGUUGGAGUUAUAGUCGGAGGGUCUUUUGAUGAGACCUUGGUGUCAGAUGCCCUCUACACCUUUUCCUACAACGGCAAUACCGUUAAGAUCAAAAAUAGCUUAAAACAUCCUCUAUUGCAAAGGUAUGGUGCCAAAGUGAAGUUCAUAAACAACCAUACACUUAUGUUGGUAGGUGGAACCAGUCCAGAAAUGCUGUUCGGCCAAGAAACUAGCAUCGUAAUCAUCGACAUAAAGAGCGGUAAAAUAUGUGGGCUCAAGAUUCAUCCUGAUAUAUGGGAUGAUCAUCCUUUGUUCUUAGUUGGGUUUGAACUGGUCCAAAUCAGCCUCGAUGAGUUCCUAGUAAUUGGUGGAGGGGCCACCUGCUACGGGUUUGGUGCUGUAGCCAAUAAGAGUUUCAAAAUUAGCAUAUCAAAUAUUCUCAAUGGUCUUGAUUAG
Messenger RNA from Torulaspora delbrueckii, 2034 nucleotides. RefSeq names its product tRNA methyltransferase PPM2 (gene PPM2). Bases 1 to 2034 code for a protein of 677 amino acids. The transcript has a single exon. NCBI's taxonomy places the organism in Eukaryota, Fungi, Ascomycota, Saccharomycetes, Saccharomycetales, Saccharomycetaceae. Gene Ontology annotation, biological process: tRNA methylation; wybutosine biosynthetic process. The record is from RefSeq and is a predicted model, not a curated record. Gene Ontology annotation, molecular function: tRNA methyltransferase activity; protein binding.